Messenger RNA from Didymodactylos carnosus, 1494 nucleotides. NCBI's taxonomy places the organism in Eukaryota, Metazoa, Rotifera, Eurotatoria, Philodinida, Philodinidae. The record is from the annotation of a GenBank genome assembly.
AUGGAACAAAAAGCAUUGACAUCCUACUAUACUCUGACAAAAUCUACGAUUGAUUUUUUAUCAAAAUAUUUAAAUUUUUUACAAAAAACAUUUCUUAAAUAUUCUCUAUCACUCAAACAUUUGACAUCCGAUACAUCACACUUACUUGUCACUACUAUACCGCAUGAUAAAAAUGGCUAUGGCAUGCAUUUGGCAAUUGCUCUGCAAACAUUAAAAGAAACAAUACUUCAUGAACAAUUACAAAUUGAUCAGCGAUCAAAAUUAUUUCGACAGUUACAAUUAACAAUUGUUCAUGAUUUAAAAUCGAGUAUUCAUUCGUCGAUGAUGAAUAAACAACGAAAAAAAUUUUCAAAAUAUGCGAAAAAAUUACAAAAUUCAAGAGUAAAAUAUAACAAAUCAUGUCAACAAUUAUUUUUUUGUAUUAAACAACAUAUAGAUGCAUGUGCAUCGCAAACAACGAAUGUUUUAUAUAAAAUGAAUUCGUAUUUAACAUAUAACAAUAUUGAUGAUGUUAAACAAUCAAUAGCAAAUCUAGAAGGUGAGAUUGGAGAUGUUGUGAAAGUUGAUGCGCAAUCACAAAAUCGGAGUGUCAAUGUUAAUGUCUCGACUGCUAAUGAUGGUUACAACUUAACAAUUCAUGAAGUUACUACAUCUGACGAUGUGUUAAUUCAUCAUGAAGAUUUAAUAGUAUUAGCAGAUGAAGAGAAGAUUCGAGAUGAAAUCAAUAAAAAUGAAGUAGGCGAUAAUCAACAAUCAAAACAGGAUACACCAACUAAAAUGGCUCCUACCUUAACCGAUUCGGGUUCUGGAGAUCAACUCGAUUCAUUGCCUGAUCGGGCUAUAAAUACAAAACAUGUUGCUCGUAGUGUAACAACAGAAUGUAUGAGUGAUGAUUUUUAUGAAGGUAAUGGUAUAAGUGAUUUAAUUCACACAGAAGUAAAACAAAUGGUGAUGCUCGAGAAAGAGAAAAAACAUCAAGAUGUUCUUAACACUAAUCUACGAUUAAACGAUUCACCGUCACACACAAUUACCAAUAAUACAGGGAAAAAACAACAAGAAUUAGCUAAAAAUACAAAUGGUAAUAGAUCUGGUUCUUCCCAUUCAUCACUUGAGACUUUGUUAAAAAAAGAUUUGCUAUUACUAAAUGAUGAAGAAGCCUUGGAUUAUGACUGGAACCCAUUAAUAUUAAAAAAUUGGCAUCGACGUCUUUUAGAAUAUGAAGAUACAGGUGACGAAGAUUCGUUGUAUAAUUCAAUAAGAUUACAGAGACUAAGAAAUAUUCAACAAAAUGAAAGUGAGAGUGAUGAAAAAAAAUUACGUAAGAAAUUAAUUAAACAAAAACGAGGAAAACGAGCCAUAAGAAUAUCGGAUUUAUCCAAUUUGACAUCAUAUUAUUCUCAAGCAGAUGGUGAUCAUGAGGCUAAUGUAUGUGAAGGACAAAGUGAAGAUAAAAGUGAAACUAUUGCUGAUAAUAACAAUGGAAAAAAAUAUUAA